CAUGACAUAAAUAUAAUAUACAGAAAAAUAAAUCAAUAACCAUAGGCCCAAAUGUAUACUAUUAUUACUAAAUAGUAUUGUUGUUACACUGUUUUUGUUUGUUGACACUGUUUGGAAUUACAGCUACGGAUUACGAUUCACUAGUGACGAGACGCUAAUAUCGAUAUCGAAUAUUAAAAUAAAAAUACUGCGCAGUGUCCAGCGAGUUCGUAUUUUCGCAAGUGAAUUUGUUGUCGACCGUCGUCCAUAAUUUUUGCUGUUCUUGUCCAUAUUCUGUUGACCAACAACUCGGUUCAUAAUGAAAACAGACAACAUAAAAUUUGAAUCUUCUGAAGGAUUAAAAAACCCUUACGUUCGUUUGGAGCGUUGCAGUUUAGAAGAAAUUAAUGGCUACAAAUUGAGACCAGAAAAAAAUGCUUACUAUUUGAUUGAGCCUGAAACGGAGCAAAUACACCAAGAAGUUGAUAAUAAUAUGCUAUCAUUAAACUUAAUGACUAUUUAUGGUGAUUAUGAAAAAUUGUACCGUUCUUACGUCUUGCUUGAACGAUUAUCUCCACAUGAUAUCCAAAAUUAUUUGAAUAAAAAGAAUUAACUACAAUUCAUUCAAUGGGACUUGAAAAUGAUGAUAAAUUUUUGGUUUGGUAUGGAUUCCAGUUCUAAACAAAAUUCAGAUGGAGAACUAAUAUAUUCACAUUUACAAAACUUACAUUUAUGUAUCAGUUAAUUAUAUAUAUCUUAAUAUAAAAGGAUUAAUUGGAUUUAUUUAUGUGU
Melanaphis sacchari is the source of this 771-nucleotide messenger RNA. RefSeq lists its product as uncharacterized. The coding region runs from base 299 to 592 and encodes 97 amino acids. The record is from RefSeq and is a predicted model, not a curated record. The transcript has 5 exons. Lineage: Eukaryota; Metazoa; Arthropoda; Insecta; Hemiptera; Aphididae.